This is a messenger RNA of Monopterus albus (swamp eel), 4748 nucleotides long. RefSeq names its product ATPase Na+/K+ transporting subunit alpha 3a (gene atp1a3a). The coding region runs from base 378 to 3446 and encodes 1022 amino acids. NCBI's taxonomy places the organism in Eukaryota, Metazoa, Chordata, Actinopteri, Synbranchiformes, Synbranchidae. Gene Ontology annotation, cellular component: plasma membrane. The record is from RefSeq and is a predicted model, not a curated record. The transcript has 23 exons. Gene Ontology annotation, molecular function: ATP hydrolysis activity; P-type sodium:potassium-exchanging transporter activity; ATP binding. Gene Ontology annotation, biological process: intracellular potassium ion homeostasis; proton transmembrane transport; sodium ion export across plasma membrane.
UUGCGCUUUAAGGGGAGAGGGCUGCUGGAGUGUCACCUACGGCUGCGGGAAGUUUUAAUAUUUUAUGCAGAAAUAAAGAAACCCUUUUGAUUUUAAUCUGGACGGGUUUCAGCUUUGCCGACGUGUUCGAUGAAGCGUUACCUUGUCAAGUUACCUUAUGUUCGUUUAUCUUAAAAUAAUGCUAUUUUAGGAUAUUAUGUUAGCUAGUUGUUUUUGUCAUUAGAGCAAAAGCUGUCAGCUGUAAGGAGACAUUGUCUUCUGAUUAUCAGACGAGAACCUGCUUUCUGCCUGUCUCCCCCCCUCAACGCCAGCGUUUCUGGUUGAACCAAGCCUAAAAGCGAUUCAUCUUCCGAGGAGACCCGACUUAUUGCGCCGACAUGGGGUAUGGACGGUCGGACAGCUACCGUGUGGCCACCACACAGGACAAGGAUGACAAGGACUCUCCCAAGAAGAAGGGAGGCAAAGAUCUGGAUGACCUGAAGAAGGAAGUUCCCAUAACGGAACACAAAAUGUCUGUUGAGGAGGUUUGUCGGAAAUACACGACCGAUAUCGUCCAGGGUCUGACCAAUGCCAGAGCAGCAGAGUACCUGGCCAGGGAUGGCCCCAACGCCCUAACUCCACCCCCCACUAUCCCGGAGUGGAUCAAGUUCUGUCGUCAGUUGUUUGGUGGCUUCUCCAUCCUGCUGUGGAUUGGUGCCUUCCUCUGCUUCCUGGCCUAUGCCAUCCAGGCUAUCACAGAGACCGAGCCCACUAGGGAUAACCUGUAUCUGGGUAUCGUGCUGUCAGCUGUUGUCAUCAUCACUGGCUGCUUCUCCUACUUCCAGGAAGCUAAGAGCUCCAAGAUCAUGGAGUCCUUUAAGAACAUGGUCCCUCAGCAAGCCCUGGUUAUCCGUGAGGGAGAGAAAAUGCAGAUCAAUGCUGAGCAGGUGGUGGCAGGAGACCUGGUGGAGGUGAAAGGAGGAGACAGGAUCCCCGCUGACCUCCGCAUCAUCUCCUCCCACGGCUGCAAGGUGGACAACUCAUCCCUGACUGGAGAAUCAGAGCCCCAGACCCGGUCACCUGAUUGUACCCAUGACAACCCCUUGGAAACCCGCAACAUUGCCUUCUUCUCCACCAACUGUGUCGAGGGAACAGCACGUGGUAUUGUUGUGUGUACUGGUGAUCGUACGGUGAUGGGUCGCAUCGCCACCCUGACCUCAGGCCUGGAAACUGGCAAGACACCCAUUGCCAAGGAGAUUGAGCACUUCAUCCAAAUCAUCACAGGCGUGGCCGUCUUCCUCGGUGUGUCCUUCUUCAUCCUCUCACUCGUCCUGGGUUAUAGCUGGCUGGAGGCCGUCAUCUUCCUCAUCGGUAUCAUUGUGGCUAAUGUGCCCGAGGGACUGCUGGCCACAGUCACUGUGUGUCUGACGUUGACUGCUAAGCGAAUGGCUCGUAAGAACUGCCUGGUAAAGAACCUUGAGGCUGUGGAGACACUAGGCUCCACCUCCACCAUCUGCUCUGACAAGACGGGAACCCUUACCCAGAACAGGAUGACUGUGGCCCACAUGUGGUUUGACAACCAGAUCCAUGAGGCUGACACCACUGAAGACCAGUCUGGGUGCUCCUUUGACAAGAGUUCCACAACAUGGGUGUCUUUGGCCCGCAUCGCUGCUCUGUGCAAUCGUGCUGUUUUCAAGGCCGGCCAGGAUUCUUUGCCCAUCCUUAAGCGCGAGGUGGCUGGCGAUGCAUCAGAGUCAGCCCUGCUGAAAUGUAUUGAGCUGUCAUGUGGCCCCAUCAAGGUUCUGAGGGACAAGAACAAGAAGGUGGCUGAGAUCCCUUUCAACUCCACCAACAAGUACCAGCUCUCAAUUCACGAAACUGAGGGUGAAAAUGACAAUCAAUACCUGCUGGUGAUGAAGGGAGCACCGGAAAGGAUCCUUGACCGGUGCUCCACCAUCAUGCUGCAGGGCAAAGAACAGCCCAUGGACGAUGAGAUGAAGGAGGCUUUCCAGAACGCCUAUCUGGAGCUGGGAGGGCUGGGAGAGAGAGUACUGGGUUUCUGCCACUUGUUCCUGCCGGAGGACAAGUACCCCAAAGGUUUCGCCUUUGACACAGAUGAUGUCAACUUCCAGACAGACAACCUUUGCUUUGUGGGCAUCAUGUCCAUGAUUGACCCUCCCCGUGCUGCCGUGCCUGACGCCGUGGGAAAAUGCCGCUCCGCUGGCAUUAAGGUUAUUAUGGUGACUGGUGACCAUCCAAUCACAGCCAAAGCCAUCGCUAAGGGUGUCGGCAUCAUCUCAGAGGGCAACGAGACCGUGGAAGAUAUUGCUGCCCGCCUCAACAUCCCUGUCAGCCAGGUCAACCCCAGGGAUGCCAAGGCCUGUGUGAUCCAUGGCACAGAUCUGAAAGACCUCACUCAGGAGCAGAUGGAUGAUAUUUUGAGGAACCACACAGAGAUCGUCUUUGCCAGAACCUCCCCACAGCAGAAGCUCAUCAUUGUAGAAGGCUGCCAGAGACAGGGUGCCAUUGUGGCUGUGACAGGUGACGGUGUGAACGACUCUCCUGCCCUGAAGAAGGCUGACAUUGGUGUUGCCAUGGGAAUCUCUGGCUCAGAUGUGUCCAAACAAGCAGCUGACAUGAUCUUGCUGGAUGACAACUUUGCCUCUAUUGUCACUGGAGUAGAGGAAGGCCGUCUGAUCUUUGACAACCUGAAGAAGUCCAUCGCUUACACUCUGACCAGCAACAUCCCAGAGAUCACCCCCUUCCUGUUCUUUAUCAUAGUCAACAUCCCACUGCCUCUGGGCACCAUCACCAUCCUUUGUAUCGACCUGGGAACUGACAUGGUACCAGCCAUCUCUCUGGCCUAUGAGGUAGCAGAAAGUGACAUUAUGAAGCGCCAGCCUAGAAACCCACUGAGAGACAAACUGGUUAAUGAGAGACUCAUCAGUAUCGCCUAUGGACAGAUCGGUAUGAUCCAAGCUCUUGGUGGUUUCUUUGCCUAUUUUGUCAUCAUGGCUGAAAAUGGGUUUCUGCCAUCUGUGCUUGUCGGCAUCCGCCUCAACUGGGAUGAUCGCUCCACCAACGAUUUGGAGGACAGCUACGGGCAGCAAUGGACCUAUGAGCAGCGUAAGAUUGUGGAGUUCACUUGCCACACAGCCUUCUUUGUCAGUAUUGUGGUGGUGCAGUGGGCAGACGUCAUCAUCUGCAAGACCAGACGUAACUCUGUGUUCCAGCAGGGAAUGAAGAAUAAGAUUUUGAUCUUUGGCCUGUUUGAGGAAACGGCUCUGGCUGCUUUCCUGUCCUACUGCCCUGGCAUGGAUGUGGCACUACGGAUGUACCCUCUCAAGCCCAGCUGGUGGUUCUGUGCAUUCCCAUACAGUUUCCUCAUCUUUGUUUACGAUGAGAUUCGAAAACUCAUCCUUCGCCGAAACCCUGGAGGCUGGGUGGAAAAAGAGACGUACUAUUAAAUUAUCAAAGCAUCAUUUACUUCUCCCUCUAUCCCUUCUUCUGUCUCCCUCUCUUUCUUUCCUCCUUCCCUUCAUCUAUCCCACCUCUCCUCUCAGCAUACUCAAACUGUACAAGAAAACAUUUUACUCCUCCUCUCCAUCCUCAUCUCCUAAAGAAACAAACAAAAAAAAAAAACGCCAAGAUGACGAGAGGAACGAUGACAGAGGAGGAGAGGAUGGGGGCGGGGCCGGGUUUGUAGAUCUUUCCCUGUCCUCUCCGUCCCUCUGUUUCCUUGUUUUUCUAUCCAACAUUUCCACAGCACUAAUCUGCCAGUAACAAUGUUUGUGCCGAUGCUUAUUGCUACACUGUUAGCUGCAGCUGCUCAUCAUGUGUGUACUCAAACUGCACCACUGUGUGGAACUGAAUAAAGAUAUAAUACUAAGAAGAAUAAAGACAAACACCUGACUGUUCCACUGCCAUCACUCUUGCCAAGCAGAACAACAACAUGGCAGCUCCCGUCUUGACUCCCAACUGGCGAUUUGAGCCGCUGGGUGGUAUCUUUUUUGUGUUUUCUGGGAAAAGCCGCCCAGACCCAGCUCUCCGGUCACUGCCAUUUCCCACCAUUCUUCCACUUCUCUACUUCUUUUCCCUCCGUUUGUCUCUGUUAAAUCUGCCAGUCUUCUACUGCCAUUCUCUCUCCCGCCUCCUCUCAUAUCGAUGAAGAAUCAAUCUCGCCAUAAAACUGACACGCUCGCCCACGUGCAACGUCAGCGGGGUGGCAAAAUAAAGCUCACUUCCUUUCUCUGCCUCCCCCCAUCCUCCUUCCUGUGUAUUUAUUCUGCUUGUGUUGUUGUUUUCUAAUAGACAACUGGGUGUUUUUUUAAAAUGUUCAUAAAGUUUUUUAAGUUUGGAGUGGGUCUGAGAGCUGCUUGUUUUCAUUCAGACAUGACAAAGCACACUGGCUGUCCCUCUCUCUUCUUCUUUUCCCCUCACACUCCUCCUCUACCUCCCCCGUCCUCACCCUGCCUGUUUAUCUGUCCCUGUUUGUCUCUGUGUGAACACCGUGCAAACCCUCCAUCCUUGUGAACUUCCACCCACUCAGACUACCAGCCUCCUCUUAUUCUCCCACCCUCAACCUGCCUGAAACCUCCCUCCUCAACCCCACCCAAACCUCACCCCUGUUAAAAAAAAAUAAAAUAAAAUAAAUACAAUCUUUCUGUGUCCUCGGAAAAAGAGAUUUCUCUCUAAUUUCUUUAUCUAAAUCUGUGGGAAUAUGGAACAAGGCACUGUACCUUAACAUGCAAAACAUCAGCAAAAAAAAA